UUCAAUGGAAGAACGAAGACAUCCUCAUUUAGAAGUUGCUCAGCACUUCCUAGAAAUAUUCAGCCUGUAGAUUAGCCUAGCCCCUUCUGACCUACAGGUAUCUCUAGCUCACUCAAACAUACACUUCUCUCACUUUCAUUCCUGUGCAUUGCUAACUCCAGAGAUAUUGCACCAUCAGGCUGUUUAUGCUCGAGAUGAAUCCCUUAAAGUGCCUGCCCAACUGGUUUUACUAGCACCACUUCUUUUGGGGCCCACAGUGGUGCCUUCACAGGCUGAAGGCUUUAGGGCUGUGGCCAGUGCGUGUUUUUCUGCUCUCUUGGAAGUGGGUGCAUUCGGUUUCACAUCACCAAUGGCCAAGGCUAAUGCCAGGCGUGCAGCAGAAAUGAAAAGUCACGUGCAGCAGCUUAAUCUGUCUCAGUCAAAAAGGAGGACAAAGGUCCCGCCACAGCUUUUACUAUGCAGCAAAACUUACUAGUGGCAACUUUCACACAAAGGAACUUGGCAAGGAGCAGGCUGGUGCGUUUGGAGAGGCGGCGAGAACCCACGGUAGAGGAGGAGGGGCCCUGCUGCUGGCAGCAGCCAUCAAGGUGCCCAGCGAGAGGCAGGUUGGGAAUACUGCCCACCCAGAGCUCUAUUUCCCCACCCAGCACAGGAGCAAUUAGAAAGGCAGACUCAGGAAGCUCUGCAGCCGGAGAGCUCUGGCGGGGAGACUGGCGUCAGAGUCUCAACGGGACAGGGAACCACUUCUCCACACCCCAGCAGCACGGAGAGCCUCGAUCAUGCCUUAAAGGGAGAGGAAUGUCUCGCGGGGAGCAGAUCUUGGGGAUGGUGAAGCCUGCAGGAGACAUCAUGGCCAGGAUGCAGAGGGAAGAGAGUCUGGAGGUAUCAAAGGGCACUGAGCCACGUGUAUUGCCAGAGGCCUCCCAGCCUCAAGCAGAAGCGCUUAUUGACAGCCAGACGCCCAACCCCACAGUCCAGGUAUUAUCAUCCUCUUCAUCAUCAUCAGCAGCAGGGAACAUGAAUCUCUGCCAGUCACAGAAGAGGGACCUGACCAGGAGCCUGGGCUGGAGUAGUAGAGGUUCCGGUAACUGGGAUGUGAGCUCUGAUACGGCCAGGCUCUCCAUAGGCCGGGGCAGCGCGCGGCGGAGGGGCCUGAAGGAGGUCCUGCUGCAGAGCAGUGGAGCCGAGCGAGCCAUGUGGCUUGCAGCUGCUCAGAAGAUAGCCAGCAGCAGCAGCCCUGCUGUGGGGAUGCACCAAGAGCUGGAGCAGAAGUUGGAACAGAGCCCUGAGGACUUGUCCUUAGCCCUAGACCCCCUCGAGCAUGAGUGGAUGCUGACUGUGGCCCAGGGGGACCCUGAGAGCAUCAUGAGAUUGCUAGACAUGGAUCCCAGUCUGCUGAACAGGAGAGAUUUUGUGACAGGGUUCACUGCCCUCCACUGGCUGGCCAAGCAUGGCCACCAUGAGGCCCUGAUCGAGAUGAUCACCUGUGCAGAGAAGAAGGGCUACCAUGCAGAUGUCAACAUUCCCACAGCCAGUGGUGGGCUGACCCCCCUGCAUCUGGCUGCCCUGCAGGGACACGAGAUGGUCAUCAAGGUGUUGGUGGGAGCCUACGGUGCCAACACGAGCCUGCGGGACCACAGCGGCCACAAAGCCUGGCAGUACCUGAAAGCAGGUGCCUCCAGGGAGCUGAAGGAGCUGUCAGGGGCUUUAGAGGAAGACCUGGCCCAGCUUGGGGUGUGGAACACCAACAACAACUGCAAGUCGUCCAGACAGGCUGGUGGCUCUGUUGCUGAACAGAGGACCCAGGUGUUCACCAGACUGCCAUCCUUCAGGAGCAUGUUCAGACAGGCACUUUCAUUCUUCCAAGACCUUUAAAUUGUCCUUUGUGGCUAAGACUCAGCUUGAUGUUGCCUGUGAACUAGUUUUAAAGAGCAGCUUGGUUGGGGCUGGGGAGCAGGGAAGGAGAGCAGGGGAUUGCAGUGGGAUGACAAGGAUUGGUACAGGAGACUUGCUGAGCCCGGACUAACAAAUGGCCGCUGGUGCACUGAGAUUACUCAAGAGCCAUUGGCUAAGGCUUCUGAAAACCUGCGCAGGCUUGGGUCUUGCCCAUAGAUAUUUGUGCACCACUCCCCUGGCAGGCCACUGUUUAGCAAUUGUGCACACAUAGCUAGGGGGCAGGAUUUGCCCUGCAGUAACUAUUCUGCUUGUACAAUGGAAGUCUCUUACCAAAACAUUUCUCCUGCUGCUGAACCUCUCCAGCAUGAAUGGAGACCCAGAAGUGCAGCCUGCCAACCCCAGCCCUCAUGCAAGUGCCCCGCACUGGCCCCUUUACUCAGGUUUUGCACAGGUGGCCAGGACAUGGUCCUAGAAGCAGAGCAUCGGGAUAAGCAGGCUCCUCUGCUUCGUUUACUUUGUUUCCCUGCCUGCUCCAGCACUGUAACUGAGAAUGGCAAUAUGGCAAGAGGUGCUAG
This is a messenger RNA of Dermochelys coriacea (leatherback sea turtle), 2471 nucleotides long. It is a transcript of the gene SOWAHD, whose product is annotated as sosondowah ankyrin repeat domain family member D. The transcript is spliced from 2 exons. NCBI's taxonomy places the organism in Eukaryota, Metazoa, Chordata, Testudines, Dermochelyidae. The record is from RefSeq and is a predicted model, not a curated record. Gene Ontology annotation, molecular function: protein binding. The coding region runs from base 457 to 1875 and encodes 472 amino acids.